AUGAUCAAAUAUCAGCCACUGCGUGAAUAUAUUCUGAAUCAGAAUGUUUACAACACAGAAACAGAUGAUCAACGAGUCAAGAAAAAAGAAGUUUUAGCAACUCGAUUCUAUCUAAUAGUACUUAUGAUCAUCUUAUAUGCAUAUAGUUUUUAUGCAACGGCAGUUACCCAUACAAGUACAAUCACUAUCACUAAACCAACUAUAGAACAAUAUAAAGAUUUGAUUCAACAGUAUCCUGAUACGUUACGAUGUCCAUGUGAACGAAUUUCUAUUCCCUAUGAAAAGUUUCUUCACAUUUCACCAGUUUACCAUCAAAUAUGCUCGUCGGAUUUUAUCAGUCAACGUUGGAUUGAUUAUUUGUUCUACAACAAUAGCUCUUACUAUUUCCAACUUGAUUUUCGUCGAAGUGCUUUAGGCCAAUUCCAACUUCUUCGUUUAUUCUGCGAACAAGUACAAGACACGAUUGAUUAUGAUCUAAUUCAGUUUUAUUCCAAUCAGUUGAUUACGCAAGAGCUGCUUCCCAUGGAAACAUUUGACAUUCAAACAGAUUCGCUCAUUAAUUUUUUUCAACGAACAACACCGCCGUCAUUCCUGGAUGUAUUCAAUUUGAAUCGACUAGUACUUACGCGUCAACAUUUUCUGUCUGGAACAGGAGCACUGCUUAAUGCUUUCUGGCGUGUGAGCGGCGAUCAGACAUCGACCGACUUAUAUGUGACUAUUUAUUAUGAAGUUGGGAAUGCAUAUUUCAGUUGUAUUUGUAUGACACCAUUCAUCUGCACGCUACCAGAAGGUAUUUAUGCUAAUAUGGAUCGAUACGAUGUUGCUGGAAACUCUGCAGAAGGUGACACAACACGCGACUGGAAGACUUGGCAUAUUAAUGCAACAUUUCUCUUACCUGGUAUGCGUACCGGUUGUGUUCCUAGUGAAUCACUAUUUCACUCAACAACGGAAUGUUUAUAUGACGAUUCAUGCUUGACUUCGAUUGGUACGCACAUAAAUUAUACAUCAACAAAAAUCAGUUCAUUUUCUAAAUUGAAUCAAUCAUUAUCAACAGUGAACACAACUUAUGAGACAUUGGUGAAUAGUUUAUUUAUUCAAAAAUGGAUUACUAAUCGGUCGUUUGAUGAUUACUUUGAUGAGUGUCAACCAUUGUAUUGUCAAUACACCAAUGAAGUGGGAGAAAGUUGGAGUGUGAUUGUGACAUCAACUAUUAGCUUGUAUGGUGGAUUGAGAAUUGUUUUGUCGCCCAUCAUUUUGUUCCUUGCUGGUUUUGUGUUGAAAAAUUGUCAACAUCGUCAAACAAAUACAGACAAUAAUUCAUCAAACCUAUCGAUCGAAACUUGUUGCAGUCAAUCAAUAAGAUCAAUCUGGGAUUUCUUCAAGAAAUAUAAUCUUUUCAAUAGCUCGUCAAGUGAUGAACGCUCCAAACGAAAUCAAAUCUUAUCAACACGAAUCUAUUGCGUUUUACUGCCAAUCUUAUUAACUAUUUUUGGCGUGUAUUUACUAUUGGAAAAACAAACAAAACUCAUCACUAUUAAAAACCCAACACAAAAUCAAUUUGAACAACUUGAAAAUAUUUCAGUUAAUAAUCUCUUUUGCCCGUGCAGCGAUAUCUCCAUUAAAUAUGAUACAUUUCUUAGUCUUCAGCCGCGAUAUCAUCCAAUUUGUUCAAGUGUGUUUAGUUCUACUCUGUGGCUGAAAAAUUGGUAUUGGAGCGAUACAUCAAAUUAUAAUUCGGAUAAUUUUCGUUUCGUAUCAGAUUUUUUCUUUGAAUUUUUAGUAAUUCUAUGUGAAGCAGCAAACGAAUUGGUAACCACUAGUUUAACUACCUUCAAACAAAAUGAAUAUCUCACAUCCGAAGUGGUUUCCUCUGACAUCUUCAAAAGUGAAGUAACUUCGUUCAUUGAACUAUUCACAAUUACAACACAACAAGCAUUUCAACUUCGCAUCAAUCUGAUUCGACGAAUUCUUUCUGCAAAUCAAUUUCUUAAUCAACGAAAAACAAACACCAUAUUAUCGGUCAUAAAUUACAAUAACAAUACAGAAAGUCACGCGAUGAUACUUUCAGUUCAAGGAUGUUCUUGUGCGACUAAUCCAUCAUGUAAACAACCAUUGACCAUAUACGACGACAAUAGAACAUAUCGUCUAAUGGGAAUAUAUCAAGGGUGUCUGUUUAUUGACUCCGUGUUAUUAUCAACAACAGAAUGUUUUUUCAGCAACUAUUGUAUCAAUACACUAAAAUCUUUUAUGUUAACGGCGCAUCCAUUACAUAAGCUUUUAAAAGCAUUAAAUUCGUCUAUUCUAAGUUCAUAUCAGCCAAAUACAACAAUGGAUAUAAUUGUUAAUAAUCUAUUUAUCGAAGAUUGGAAUGCGUUGUACUUUUAUAAUCAAUACUAUAAUCAAUGUCAACCAUCUUAUUGUUCAUAUACAAAAGAAGAAAACGAAAAUCGUUUUGAUGUAUUAACAAAGUUAAUUGCUAUCUAUGGAGGCCUGUCAAUGAUAUUAAAGAUAUGUGUACCAAUUCUUGUGAAUGUUAUCAAACGAAAGAAAGGAGAAAGAGGAGAAGUAUCGUUUACCAGUCGUAUUCGACAAGGUUUUCUAACAAUCAAAGCAAAACUAAUCAACUUCAACUUAUUUCGAACUCAAGCAGCAAAUAACCCAACAAUCGAACGACAAUUGUACACAACAAGAUUUUAUUUGAUAAUCUCAAUUAUUACAUUUGCAAGUCUUCUAUUCUAUACGUUAAUCAAUGAAAAACUGAUCACUGUCAAAGUACAAUUGAAUAAUUUAGAUGAAUAUAACAAUCUACGCAACAAAUAUUCCGCAACACUCAGUUGUCCAUGUUCGGACAUUUCUGUUACGUACAGCCGAUUUAUCAAACUAAAUCCAUCUUAUCAUCAGAUUUGCUCAUCUGACUUUGUUACUCAACAAUGGAUCGAAUACUUAUAUAAUGAGAAUAGAACUUAUGAAAAGAGUUUUUAUGCCGUUGCUUCAGUUCAGUUUCAAGUUCUUUCAUCGUUAUGUAAACAGGCACAAGAAACAGUCAAUAAUAGUCUUGUUCAGUUUCAAGCAACAAAAUUCACCAGUGAUCAAUUGAUAUCUCCUGAACUCUUUCAGAUCCAGAUCGAUACAAUCUUAAGUUCAUUUAAAAAGUCGGCUCCGCAAACAUUCAAACAGGCACUAACUGUGCUUAGUGGCUUCAUUCAUGGCAAUGCAUUCAUAACACCGUAUGAAACCAAUUGGAAAUUUACUGUGGUAAAUAUAUAUGAUUUGGCACCGAUGUACACAAAUCCAAGAUGGUAUGGCGAAUCGUGUAAUUGUGCAACUUCAUCGAAAUGCACAGAACGAGUUCAACUCAAUGAGAAUGUCAAUUCAACGUUAACUGGCAUGUUGAUUGGUUGUUAUGUGCAUGAAGCAUUGUUACAAUGGACACUUGAAUGUUUAUACAAGCGAGAAUGCGUGAAUUUAAUUAUCAAUUCUUUUCGAAAACAAAUACCAGCAGGCGAUGAUGAUGUUCAAAUACUUAAUUCAUCUUUGUUAACAAAUGCUUUUCCAAUGACUGAAACUGUUCAAGAUAUGGUUGAUCGUUUAUUUGUGAAUGAAUGGAAUGUGAAUUAUUCGUAUGAAAAGUAUUAUGAACAAUGUCAUUCGGCUUCUUGUACUUAUUCAUUUACUCAAUAUUUUGAUAUAUUUUAUAUUGUAACGACUAUUGUUGGUUUGUUUGGUAGUUUAACUAUUCUUUUGCGAAUGUUGUCAAAAUUGAUUAUUUUUAUUGCUUUGUCGAUCAUCAAUCGUCAACAAAAUAGAGCCGUUGAAGUAUCUUCGUCAACUGGUUGA
This is a messenger RNA of Adineta ricciae, 3837 nucleotides long. Lineage: Eukaryota; Metazoa; Rotifera; Eurotatoria; Adinetida; Adinetidae. The record is from the annotation of a GenBank genome assembly.